This is a messenger RNA of Symbiodinium necroappetens, 1464 nucleotides long. The record is from the annotation of a GenBank genome assembly. Lineage: Eukaryota; Dinophyceae; Suessiales; Symbiodiniaceae.
AUGAGUCCACAGGUGGAAAAAGAAGUACUACAACAGGUCAGUGUAGCGCCGGGCGAUGGCGUCGGCCCGGAAAUAACCCAGGCGACGCUUCGUAUCCUGAGUGCGGCUAAGGUGCCGCUGCAGUUCAACACCAUAGAUAUGGGACUAAAAGUCUGGGAGCAGGGUUUAACCUCUGGCGUAACCGAAGCCAGUUGGCAGUCGAUUCGCGACAGUGGUGUGUUACUGAAAGGACCAAUGACAACGCCUCAGGGUUCGGGCAUGAAGUCUCUCAAUGUCACCCUGCGGAAAAGUCUGGGUCUGUUUGCCAACGUUCGUCCGGUUCGCUCUUAUACCCCCUAUGUGGCUUCCCACCAUCCGGACGUUGAUCUGGUCAUUAUCAGGGAAAAUGAAGAAGACCUUUAUGCCGGUAUAGAGCAUCGUCAGACCCAGGAUGUGGUUCAGUGUUUGAAGCUGGUCUCGCGGCCGGGGUGUGAACGUAUUGUGCGUUAUGCCUUCGAGUUUGUGAUGACUCGCAAACGCAAGCGCCUGACCUGUAUGACCAAAGACAACAUCAUGAAACUGACGGAUGGCCUGUUCCACGAAGUCUUUGAUGAGGUGGCGAAAGAAUACCCGGAGGUGCAGGCGGAUCACAUGAUUGUCGAUAUCGGUAUGGCGCGGGUCGCCAGUGAUCCAGCAUCAUUUGACGUCAUUGUUACACCUAACCUCUACGGCGAUAUCCUCUCCGAUAUUGCCGCAGAGGUGGCGGGUUCCGUAGGCAUGGCGCCGUCGGCCAACAUUGGAGAGUCGAUCAGUAUCUUUGAGGCGAUACACGGUUCAGCGCCGGAUAUUGCCGGGCAGAAUAUUGCCAAUCCCUCAGGUCUGCUGAUUUCUGCGGUGAAGAUGUUGGCACACCUUGGGCUGGGUGAUUAUGCAGAGCUUAUUCACAAUGCGUGGCUGUGCACUAUCGAAGAGGGUAUUCACACAAAAGAUGUUUAUCAGGGAGGUAAAGGUUAUCAGUGUGUCGGCACUGACGAGUUUGCUUCGGCGGUGAUUGAACGUCUGGGUAAGACGUCAAAAACUCUCGGGCAGGCGCAUUAUCCGCGCAAACGCCUUGAUGUGACGCCGGCUAAACAUUCCCAUCAACCCGUGCAGGAAUUGGUCGGGGUCGAUGUGUUUGUGCAGGCUCAACUGAAGCCACAGACAUUGGCCGAUCAGAUUAAGGCUGUGGACGUUACUCCGCUUGAACUUACGAUGAUCACUAAUCGUGGUGUGCAGGUAUGGCCCAACGGUGCACCGGAAACCUAUUGUACAGACCACUGGCGUUGCCGUUUUAAGGCCGACGCUGAUCAUGUUGGUGAGUUAGAUAAUCGCCAGGUGUUGACGCUGCUCAAUCGAUUAGAUCUUGCGGGGGUUGAUUUUGUGAAAACCGAACACCUGUACAAUUUUGAUGGGCAGCCUGGGUUUUCGAUGGGGCAGGGACAGUAG